Molecule: messenger RNA, 912 nt
Organism: Protopolystoma xenopodis
Lineage: Eukaryota; Metazoa; Platyhelminthes; Monogenea; Polystomatidea; Polystomatidae
Source: the annotation of a GenBank genome assembly
CAUCAGAUCCGAAACAUGGAUCAGCCAGGUUAUCUUAGUGGACAGACUGAUUUUUCCAUGUUGGGUCAGAAAAAUAUUUCAACUUUAGGUGAAUUUCUAUACAAUAUGAAGGAUAAAACCAGCGAGAAUGCUAAGCGAUCUGUUGGAAUUGCGUCUGCACGAAUGAAUCCACACCAAGCUGAUUGUAAAUUCGUAGUCGGGACUGAAUCUGGAGGAAUUCUUAUCUGCCAUAUCGGCGAAUGUGAUUCCAAAGCGAUCCAAUCAGAUAAGAGGCAUGAACUUGACCUAGAUUCUCCAGUUAGGUUUGCCUUAUCCAGACAUUAUGGCUAUAUCAAUUCAUUAGAUUGGUCUGCCUUUCAUCCAAAUCUUCUGGUGUCAAUUAUUAAUUCACGAACCUUGCAGCUUUAUCAUACGCUCAGAAAAUCACCCUUGGCUAGCCUCACAACCGAUCUCGGUGGUCUUACCUGCAUUCGAUUUUGCCCAACUUCACCAUGUCUUCUCGCCGUGACCAGUGAGAAUAGUGUUGUCUCCUUAUAUCGCAUUUGCUGCAACUAUGGUGAAGCGGAGUAUGAUAUUGAACUAGACACAGGUGACCACAACAGUGAACAAGAUUCAACCAUCACCAGUACCGAAAGCAGACUUGAUUCUGAGGUCGGAGUAGAACCGCAAAAACCCACUUUCAGUCUACGUCUGGUGCGUCAAUUAUGUAUUUCGAACGGCAUAGCGACUAGAACUUCGACAGCAUCGGGUGUGAGGAGUGAAACCAGCAGUGCCCGAGUACGACAAACGGAAGAGGAAGAAAAUUCUAUGGAUUUUCCAGUGGCAAAUAAGGGAGAUGAUAUUCAAAGUGUUCAAGGCGAAGCCAGCUACGCUGCACCUUUGUUAUGUGCAGAAUUUAAUCCUGUUGAGUAA